Molecule: messenger RNA, 6226 nt
Organism: Drosophila navojoa
Lineage: Eukaryota; Metazoa; Arthropoda; Insecta; Diptera; Drosophilidae
Gene: wge
Product: BAH domain and coiled-coil containing protein winged eye
Molecular function (GO): chromatin binding
Source: RefSeq, a predicted model, not a curated record
CAAGCGAUUGUCACUUGCCAAACAUAGUGAAAACUUGAAAAGUUGCUUUUUUUGUGUCUCCCGUGGACUUUUUUCCAGGGAUUACUAAUUCGCGAAAAAACGCGCGGUUUAAUGCGUGCCAUUUUGUAGGCGGCUUGCAGUGUGAAAUUCUAAAGCGUAUAUAGCAUAACGCUAAAAACGCCUGCGUUAGUAGGGAUCGGUCGCUCUUCCACCUCCACACCUUCGCCACCUCCGCCGCUGCCGCCGCCGCCGCUGGGAACCUAGCACAGGUCCAGUUUGUACAUAUAUACAUAUAUAUCUAUAUGUAUAUAUUUAUAUAUGCAUAUGUAUGUAUAUAGUGCUAGUUGCAUACGUAUGUGACGCGUGUAUUAUGUCAUUUAUUUAUAAUAAAUAGCAUAAAAGUUGACAAUAUGCAAACAAAUGACCGCUGAGUGUUGCACCAAAGAGUGAGAAAUAUAAACACGUAAAAAUGUAGACUGUUUGUUCGUGAGUGUGUUUGUGUGUGUGCGUGCGUGCGUGUGUGCCGCAGAUAAUGGAUGUUUAGCCGUAUAUAAAUAUAUACGUAGCUUUAGAAAAAUAUAUAUUCGUGCAUACAUACAUGUGUAUGUGUGCAUGUAUGUGAAGCAUAUGCGACGCAUCAAGUCGUCGGCAAUGUUCCUUGCCGCCUACGCUAGAGUUGGCAACAACAUUAGCUUUAGCCCAGGCUCAAGCCCAGUAGCUAUAAUUUAGAGUGUCUCUACCAAUUUAACAAAACACGUCCAAAAUUCAUCAACAACAAUAACCAAUGGCUACAUUUAAUGCAACAAGCAGCGCGGAUGUUUUGAGUUCCUCGGUUGGCGCUGCCACCGCAGCGGCACCAACAUUUCUAAUGCCCUCCACAACUACGGCAGCUGGUGGUAGUGCAACAGUGGGCACUCUUGGUGGGCAUCCGCUGCAUUUGGAACCGUUUGGUGCUAUGCCCGCACAUGCACAGUAUAUGAACGCAGGUGCUGCGUCGUUGCCGUUGCCGUUGCCAUUGCCGUUGCAGCAGCAUCAUCAUCAUCAUCAGCAGACCAACUCGUCCUCGUACACAUUUGUGCAGAUCAAACGAGAGCCUUGUCAGGUGUCUGAGAUAAGUUCUAACAAUUGUCAUCAGCAGCAGCAACAGCAGCAAAACCACCAGCAGCAGCAGCAUCAUCUGCAGACAGCGUCCACUUCCCUUGGCCUGGGCAGUGUUACCUCAUCAUCCGUAACGGCGUCGGCCACAAAGACCAUGUCUGCAUCUACACUCACCACGUUGGUCAAAAUCGAAGCCUCCUCGCCAAAGGUAUCUGAUUUGGAAAAGUCCACGUCUAGCACAAACAAUUCUGUGCCCAUUGGAAUUGCCGUGGCACGCAAACGUCCGCAGGAGACGAGCAGCGCCUCACUCAACAGUGGCUCCACGCUGCCCCUACAGCCGCCACUCAACAAGGACAUGAACUGCUUUGGCAUACGUGUCGCUGAUCUGGCAGGCGCCACCAGUUGCGGCAAUCUGUAUUUCACGGGAAACGGUGAUUUGAUGACAACGGGCACAGCCACCGCCGAGGAGCUGGCACUGAGCGCCGCGGGCGUCAACAGGACGCCCUCCACCUUCUGGCAGUAUCCAAAUGCAUUGCCCAUUGAAUCAGUGAUUUCCAUGUCGCCCGCCACGGUGGGCUUGCAAUACUCGCGCGAGGCCAGUCGCGGUCAGGUGGUGCUGCUGCCAGCGGCACCAGCAGCGCUUGGCAUAUCAAAUUUUCCCCUCUUAACGCCCACAGAUCCGUUCCAGCAGGCAGCGGCGGCGGCGGCCUUCGUCUGGCCAUCAGCUUACAUACCACAGAGUACGCCCGGUGCUGGGCCAGCCGCCGCAGCCGCUGCGCUGCAACCACCGCCCAACUUUAUAUUCCCCUCGAUGGGCGCCCACUCCGCAUUGGGCGCAACAUCUCCGUAUGCAUCCACGUUGCAGCUAUAUCUGGCCGCAGCGGCCACCGCCACGGGCAGCUCGACGCUGUGCCAGCACAGCAAUCAGCAGACCAGCAGCACCACAACGACCAACUCCACCAUCAAUCUGAGUCUGGCUGCUGCCGGCGCCGGCGUCACGAGCAGCACCAGCAGCAGUAGCCUCAGCAGCUUGAGUUCCACCAGCAGCUCACGAUUCCUCAGUCUGGCAGCUCAGCCGCCAUCCGUGGCCCCUAAGCCUCUGGCCAUGAGCUCGCUGCUGUUGCCGCCCGCUGGCCUCAAGCUGGAGGACUAUCCGAUUGCGCAGCCGUUGCCGCUGCCGGAAGCGGUACGGGAUACUGAGCAACAGGCUCUCAAUCUAAUGCGUUUGCCAACGCCGCCCACUUCGGCGACCAUCGAGCCAAUGGCAACGCCGCUGAGCCAACCAUUGCCUCAUCAAAUACUCCUCCAAGCGGCGCCAAGCACGCCGACGCCGGCGCUGCUCAAUCUGUCAAUGCAUAGUGCAAGCGCCGCCGCUGGCAUUGUUGCCGACACGCCCACCCCGAGCGACGAGGCGGCGCUCAACUAUAAGUUGCAUGCGCCACUGACACCGCAGACGCCGCCGCGCCUGGGCGCCGCCACAUUGCUGCCCCAGAUGCAAGAUGUCAACAUACAGACAGAUACGCCGGUGUGCAGCGAGGAUGAGAACUCUUCGUGUCCGCUGAAAGCGACGCAGGAGGCGUGCGAAUCACAGUUACCCCUCGAGCUGACCAAACCCAGUGAGCCCCUCAGUGCCCACACCAACCACGCCAAUCAACCAAAUGAGUGCCAUACCCAAACGAGUCCCAGUGACAUGAUUAGUGCCAGUCUCAGUGCCAGCGAGCCGAUGGAAGUGCCCACGGAGCAGUUGCCUGUGCAACAACAGCAACAGCAACCACAACACCAACAGCAGACAGCGCCCGAGGAUCUGACCGGACUGGUGCUGCUCUCAAACAUCAGUACCAACAGCACGCCAUUGUUGCGCGUCAAGCAGGAACCGGUGGAGCACCAUGAAUCCGUGCCAGCAAUGAUGCCAGUGCCGCCAGCGGAGUCGGCGCCCAUGCAGCAAUUGAUGAAUGUGGAGCGAACGCAGUCGGAGCCGCUGGGCGGCUUGAAGCUGCUCUGCGCAUUGGCAUUGCAGGAGGAGGAGCAGGGCAGUAGUCUGUUCGCCACUCCAACGUCGCGCACACCUUCGUCUCGAGCGGCUUCUCCGCCCAUCGAUGCGAAUAGCUCGUAUGGCUGUGUGUCACAGCCGACACAGCCCUCACAGCCGUCUGAUUGUUGCCCUCCACAGGAAAUGUUGCACACCUCACCCACGUUUCCCUCCAUGCAGGGCAUUGAGCUGCCCAGCACGUCCUUCGCUGCCGUAGCCGCCGGCGAGCUGACGCCCGCUAAGCGCAAGAAGCACAAACAUUCCAAGUCGAACUCAGUGUCCGGGGAGAGUCGUAAAUCCUCGCGCUGCAGCAAGAAGAGCAAGAAGAAGCGCCGCCACAGCAUUAGUCGACAGCAGCAACAACAGCAACAGCAGCAACCGGAGGACGAUGCACAGCUCCAGGGCGAGGAGCUGCAAUCGGAGCUGCGCAGCGCUCUGCACACCAUUGAUCCCAGUUAUGCGCAGCGCUUUGGCCAGGAAGUCUUCUCCAUCAUGGACAAUAGCAUGCGCAUGCGUUUGGCCGACAUCACACGGCAGUAUCGUAAGAAGAAGCGCAAGCUAGACGAGAUUUCCAAGCACAAGAAGAAGAAGAAGUGCUCCAAGCAGCUGUUGCAGCUGCAACAGCAACAACAGCAGCAACAACAACAGCAACAGACGCUACCACUGCAACAGCCGCUACAUCAGCCGCAGCUAACACUCGGCUCAACGCUUUCGGGAGUCCUGGGAACUGCGUCACCGUUGCGAGAUUAUAAGUUUCCGAAAUUUUCAAGUGGAAACUUGCAGGCGUCGACCUUUUUGAGAUUCCCAGAAAAGACGCAUUCGUUUCCGCCGCCACCGCCGCUGUUGCAGCAGCCGCAGGUGGAGCCCAGUACCUUGCCAAGCAGCAACUCGCCGAGCACAUCGUCGUUUGUGCGUCUCGAGCCUAGUGCUUUAGAUGCGGCAGUUGCCGCUGCUCCAAUUACCUCGUCCAGUUCUUCCAGCUCCUCGCACAAGCAUUCGCACACGAGCAGCACAAAAUCGGCGGCGCGCAAGGAGCGCAAGCUGAAAGCGAGCGCAGUCGACGCGCAAGCGGUCACCGAGGCCAAGCGACGAUUUAGCGCCGCAGAUGCCGAACUCCAGCUGACCAGUGAGCACCUGUACCGCGAUGAGACACGUGUGCUCACCGAUAUGGGGGGCCUGUUCUAUGCGGGGGUCAUGAAGCCGCUGCGUCCGCCAGACGUCUAUGCCAUAACCUUGGACGGCGAGCGCGGCAACAAGUCGCAUGUCAUGUCGCGCGAGGACAUACUUAAGGAUACGAUUCUCGAGGUGGCUCCGAAGAGUGUGGAGGAUGUGCCAGUUGGCACACGGCUAUGCGCCUAUUGGAGCCAACAGUAUCGUUGUCUCUAUCCUGGUCGUGCCAUCGACUCUGAGCCAGUCGAGGAAACAGCUCCGUCAGCAGCGUCAGCGGUGGGUGCAACGCCACAGGACUUUGUCAGCGUGGAGUUCGAUGAUGGUGACAGCGGCAGGAUCCGCUUGAAAAACAUUCGCCUUCUACUCAGCAACUAUCCCAUUGCAGAGUACAACGAUAAUCCCCUUUACUCUGUAGGCAAGCAGAAGCGUGGCGCAAUGCGCAGCGGCGACAGUGGCGCCGGAUCCGCCCAUGAGCAAACAGGAGCGCCGAGCGGCGACGAUUCGCACAGCCAUCAUGGAUUUAGUAUGAGCAGCGAUAAUACAACCUCGCUGGCUGCCACCAUGGAGCUGUUCACACAGCGCAGCGAGAAGAAGCGCCUGAAGAAGAGUCUAAAGAAGUUAACGAAAGCCCAGAAUGGGAUUGGCCAGGCUGGCGAGUUGAAUGAUUUUCAGAAUGGCGGCGGCGAUGCAGUUGCGGCCGGGGAUGCCGCCAGUCUGGAUGAUGGCAGCCGCAAGCAUCAUAAGCACAAGAAGCGCAAGAAGCAUAAGAAGCACCACCGCAAAAAUGCCAACGAAGAGGCUGAGCCAGUUCAGGAUUACAUGACGACGGCUGAGGAUCUGCAGCCAGCGGUAGAAGAACCUGAAAAUCAUGCGCCAAUUAUGCAACGAGUUAAGGUUGAGCUGAAAGUAAAGGCGGAGCAGUUGGACAUCGAAGAGGAGACCACAUCUAACUUAAUGUCCGAGGUAUCCGAUGAGGUCAAGGGCGACGAGCUGGUUGAGCACAACAACUCCAAGGGCAGCAGCAAGAUUGCGGCCUUUUUGCCAGAGCGGCAACUGUGGGGUUGGUUUGGAACCGCCUAUCGCAAGGCGGGCGUCAAGGGACGCGCCAGAAAGCAAUUUUAUAAAACAAUCAAAAGGGGCAAGGAGACUAUAACGGUCGGGGACUGUGCAGUAUUUCUAUCUACGGGUAGACCGGAUCGCCCCUACAUUGGACGCAUCGAGUCCAUGUGGGAGACCACGGCUGGCAAUAGAGUGGUGCGCGUGGCGUGGUUCUAUCACCCGGAGGAAACCACGGGUUGUCCUAAAUUGAAAUAUCCGGGUGCUUUAUUUGAAUCGCCACAUGAGGAUGAGAACGACGUGCAGACUAUAUCGCAUCGGUGCGAGGUGCUGCAGUUUGUCAACUACGUUGGCAAGUUUGGCACCGAUUCGAAGCAAUAUCAAACCAUAUAUGAUAACAAUGAUACAUAUUAUUUAGCCGGGCACUAUAACCCAAGGUUGCAAGUGCUGAAACUACAAGACGAUAUUCCAACUCUCGAAGAGCUGCAGGAUACUACAACUACUACUACUACAACUACUACUACGGAGGAUUAAGCGAUGCGUGGUUAGGAUUAGAUAUAGACAUAGACGCAGUGCAUACAAAAUCUAUAUAAAUCAUAUAUAUAUAUAUACAAUAUAUACGUUAUACAUAUAUUUUACAAUGCGUGAAACAAAAGAAGCAGAUAUAUACCUUUAUGUAUACACAUAUUAUUUCUAUAUUUUUAAUUGAUUAAAUAAUGUAUUCUAAACGCAUACAAAAAAAAAGAGGAAAACAAAUUUAAGAGAAAAGAAAAUUGUGAAAGAGAGAGAGAGAUGAUUCAAGGAACUAAGCGAAAUCCACUAAAAUAGUGUAUAGUAAAAUCGCAAGCAAUUUUAAGAUUUAUUUUGUAUAAA